CAUAUUACCAUCCCUUCAUACUCUCUAUCAUCCAUCUAUCCCCAUAAACAUUCACAAUGCCGAGCGUCAAUAAGACAAAUCUCCACCCUUCCGGUAUCAAGCCGGUUGUGGAACACACUGAGAUUGAGGAGGAGCUUCACGACAAGGCACACAUCGACUAUGACCGUGUUGCUAUUGUCGCCAACCCCUCAGUUGCUACACUCUACGAGGAUGCCCUCGUGUACGAGACCGGUUCCGCCAUCACAGCUUCCGGCGCACUAUCAGCAUACUCGGGUGCUAAGACCGGCCGUUCGCCCUCGGAUAAGCGUAUCGUUGAGGAGGAGUCCUCCAAGGACGAUGUCUGGUGGGGUCCUGUGAACAAGCCGAUGGCUCCCGAUGUCUGGCGUAUCAACCGCGAGCGUGCCAUCGACUACCUCAACACCCGCAAGCGCAUCUACGUCGUCGAUGGGUUCGCCGGAUGGGAUGAGCGUUACAGGAUUCGUGUCCGCGUUGUAUGCGCCCGCGCGUACCAUGCCCUCUUCAUGCGCAACAUGUUGAUCCGCCCAUCGCGAGAGGAGCUUGAGCACUUCCACCCCGACUAUGUCAUCUACAACGGAGGCGGUUUCCCAGCUAACAGGUUCACUUCCGGUAUGACUUCGGCAACGUCGGUCGCUAUCAACUUCGCCGAGAAGGAGAUGGUUAUCCUUGGUACUGAAUACGCAGGUGAAAUGAAAAAGGGGGUCUUUACGGUUCUUUUCUACGAGAUGCCCGUCAAGCACAACGUCCUCACUCUCCACUCGUCGGCGAACGAGGGCAAGGACGGAGAUGUCACCGUCUUCUUUGGUUUGUCGGGUACCGGCAAGACCACGUUGUCAGCUGACCCCAAGCGUGCGCUCAUCGGUGACGACGAGCACUGCUGGAGCGACACCGGUGUCUUCAACAUCGAGGGUGGUUGCUACGCCAAAACUAUUGGUCUGUCUGCUCAGAAGGAGCCUGAUAUUUUCAACGCCAUUCGCUUUGGUUCGAUCCUGGAGAACGUCGUCUUCGACCCCGCCACACGCCAGGUUGACUAUGAUGAUGACACUCUGACCGAGAAUACCCGCUGCGCAUAUCCAAUCGAGUUCAUUGAGAACACCAAGAUCCCCUGCAUCUCCAGCUCUCACCCCAAGAACAUCAUCCUUCUCACCUGCGACGCCCGCGGUGUUCUGCCACCCAUCUCGAAACUCAACCCCGAGCAAACCAUGUACCACUUCAUCUCUGGAUACACCUCCAAGAUGGCCGGUACUGAGCAGGGUGUCACUGAGCCCCAGGCCACCUUCUCGUCGUGCUUCGCCCAGCCCUUCCUCGCCCUCCACCCCAUGCGCUACGCCAAGAUGCUCGCGGAGAAGAUUCAACAACACAACACCAACGCCUGGCUCCUUAACACUGGCUGGGUCGGCGCGGGCGCGCUUAAUAAUGGCAAGCGAUGCCCCCUAAAGUACACACGCGCCAUCCUCGACGCCAUCCACUCGGGCGAGCUCGCCAACGUCGAGUACGAGGUCUACGAGACGUUCAACCUGUCCAUCCCCAAGUCGUGCCCCAACGUCCCCGACGAACUGCUCAACCCGGCCAAGGCUUGGACUGGAACUGCCAACUUCAAGACCGAGGUCGAGAAGCUCGGCACGCUGUUCAUGGAGAACUUUAAGAAAUACGAGGACCAGUCUACGCCUGCGGUUCUCAAGGCCGGCCCCCAUGUAUGCUGCUGUCCCAAACACUAGACGUUGAUUCGACGUUGAUUCGAUGUUGAAUGGUGCUUUUUAACAUUUUUUAACAGACUGGAUAAUCGAUUUCUUGUAUCUUUUUUUCCGCGCGGUCGAUAGAUAGUCGACGUCAGUGCUGCUUUUCUUCGUGCGCGUUCGUAUAUCACUGGGACUUGCUUUUUCUUGGUUCGACUAGGGAGUUUCAAAAUGCUUCAUUAGGAACGUUACAUGAGUAGUUACAGGGAGGGGUGGGGUGAGGGAUGACGGAUAGUAGACAGAAUUGAAAAGAUUUCGCUUUAUCUCUGUUGCUGAGGUGCAUUGAAAUUUUGUAACAGCUUGACAACUACAUAGAGAUUUCAAGCUACAUCUUCAUAUCAC
Molecule: messenger RNA, 2096 nt
Organism: Dothidotthia symphoricarpi CBS 119687
Lineage: Eukaryota; Fungi; Ascomycota; Dothideomycetes; Pleosporales; Dothidotthiaceae
Product: ATP-utilizing phosphoenolpyruvate carboxykinase
Exons: 4
Coding region: 57-1736 (559 amino acids)
Biological process (GO): gluconeogenesis
Cellular component (GO): cytosol
Molecular function (GO): ATP binding; phosphoenolpyruvate carboxykinase (ATP) activity
Source: RefSeq, a predicted model, not a curated record